This is a messenger RNA of Marchantia polymorpha subsp. ruderalis, 2503 nucleotides long. NCBI's taxonomy places the organism in Eukaryota, Viridiplantae, Streptophyta, Marchantiopsida, Marchantiales, Marchantiaceae. The record is from the annotation of a GenBank genome assembly.
GAGCCCAAGCGCCUCCUCAUCGCCCAUCUGCUCCGCAGUGCCUCACACUCGAGAGAGAGAAAGAGAGAGCCCGUUGCCUCUAGAACAUUCUAGUUUACUCAUCUGCCCGUCGGAGGGCAAGAAGGAAACGAGGGAGCAAGAGAGAAAGAGAAGAGCCUUUCUUGAUAGUCGGAGAUUUAGGGUUGCAGAGUCAUUUUGAUCGAUCGAUUUUCAGCAAGUGUUUCCGAGCUUUGGAAGAAAGACUGAAAGCGAUAGAUUGAUUGGUCUUGUUGGCGGUUCGUUCUUUAUUUCGGGAGGUCAUUUCAAGAGUCGUAUUCGUUGUUUCUUCCGUUCGUGUCAGUUUGCCUUAUAAUCUCAGAUCGCGUAUCGAGGUUGAGGUUGUUGGUGGCGAGAACUUCCUUUGUCUUCCUGUCUUAGUAGUUCAUCUUUAAUCCUCUUCUUCAACUGCAUCGACAUCUUCUUCCGCGUCAGCUCUGUUGCUUUUGGGUUGUUAUCGCUGUCAGUAGCGAAGCCUGUUCAGUUUCUCUGUCUCGGAGUCUGCCUUAGCCGGUGUAGCUUCGACCUUCGCUUGGUCUUCAGUAUCAUCUCUUUACGGAAGGCAUAGUCGUUCAUUUUCACGUUACAAAUCGACAUCUUCAGUUGUUCAGGCCUGCUUUACCUCCGGUUGAACUCUUAUCAGCCUUAGCAUCGGUUACUGGUUUCUUUUUGCUCUGUAUCGGGGAAGUACUGUCAAAUACAACAACUUGAGAACCAGUGAAACCUAGCGGAAUCGCUACGAUGGGUUAUACAGACCAUAGAGAUUGCACGCUCUUCCAGCCUAUUCGGAUGCCUCGCGACGCAUCUUCAGAACAUCAAAUCCGAAAAAAGCCAUGGAGAAGGGCGAGUGGCGUGUCUAGAUCAACGAAGCAAGUCGACGUUAAAGCUCCUAUUGCACAGAACCUGAAGCCUUUGUCGUCCUUUAGGAGCAAAGCAAGAGGCAGAUACAAUAAUUCCAAACAUCGGUUCUCCAAGAGGAGAAUGCCAUGUGCUCCUCGGAAUACCACCUCGUUUAUCAUGCGUGCAAACAAAUUCGGAAUCAAAGCUCCCAUCUAUACCCCUGUCUGCCCGACAACGGCGGGGACUCCUACAGUCUCUUCCGUACCCUGGCAGAAGGAGAUCCUCGGAGACGGCCAGGUAGCAAGCGACCUUGGAGUCAAUGCCUACGGCUCAAUGAAUGGCUGCAUCCGUUUGAAAGCCGAUGCAGAUGACAUGGACUUUGAGGGAGAUAGAGACCUUGGCUCUGUAUCUUGCAACGAGAGCGACACAGACCAGUGCAGUUUCCAACCAGCAAGUAGCGUGCAGCAAGUGGAGGAGCGAAUUGACCACUGCCUGCAGCGCUUUGAGCUCUUGAGCAGUAACAACAGCAGUCUACCAUCUCGAACCAACGCCAGUACUCAAAGUUUGGUCGCCAAGGUGGAAGAACAGGAAAAUCACAUCCAUUACUUGGAGGAGGUCAACAUGUCUUUGCACCAACAGCUGUGGGCCACUUUGGAGGAGUUAACAGAGCUGCGGAAGAGGCUGACGAACGACAGGACUGGAUCAGGAGCUGCAGUCACUGACGAGAGUUUGGGAGAUGGUUCAUGUGCUGCCUAAUCAUUGUUUAUUGGCUGGCUGCAUGUUGGUGCCGAUGUGCAGUUUUGACCCCCUGUGAAUGAUGUUCACUCGCUAACUGUCAAUAUGCAUCUUGUCUAGGCUCCUUGCCUUGUGUCUGCCGUUGACACUGAGCUAAUGGCCGCAUAUGCCUGUUGCAGUCAAGGUGUGAUUGCAGGUUACAGAGGGUGUGCUCCCUGACACUCCGGCACCAAGAGCAAACACCUUUCAUGUUCCAUACACCGGAACAGGAGGCGAUUUCCUGCCUGAGCCGUGCAUGUGGAAAUGCUCGUGUCAUUUCCAUGCAUGUUACCUGCUUUCUUACCACCGGCCAAGAGCGUGGGCUAAGCAAGUGGGUCCAACUACGAAGCAAGAGAGUUUUGGAAUCGGGGAAAGCUGACACAACAGGCAGAUCAUGUGAUGCCUUCACUUCAGUGGAGGCAUUUGUGAUGAGUUUUGUACAAUACCAUUUCAGACUUCAGAUGUAACCUGCAAGCAAAGCUGCAGCUUUUACUUCCCCUUGGCUAGACGCGCUUCAAGAGUAUCUGUGAGGCGAUUCUCACUGACCAGGAACAGAGUUUUCAGCUACGGUACAGAGUGAUGUGUAUAACAUACCUCAGCGAAAUCUUCUCGCCUCAAGGGAUGAUGUUAGAUUUUUGAAGAAUCUAGGCCUGUAGGUAUUUAGUGGCGGUCACGGAUCUUCUUGGGCAAAGCCCAGAUGUUUCUCGUGUUCGUUAAUUAGAACCGGGACCGUUUCAAUCCCUUAGAUACACUGUACAGGUUCACUUUAAUGAUAGUUCAGUUACAGCCCGAGUUUGGGUGUUGGACAAGUUCUUAAUAAGCCCUUGUGUGUAUUCGCUUCUACUCGAUAUAC